Callorhinchus milii (elephant shark) is the source of this 1308-nucleotide messenger RNA. RefSeq lists its product as uncharacterized. The record is from RefSeq and is a predicted model, not a curated record. The transcript has 13 exons. Bases 66 to 1187 code for a protein of 373 amino acids. NCBI's taxonomy places the organism in Eukaryota, Metazoa, Chordata, Chondrichthyes, Chimaeriformes, Callorhinchidae.
CCGAAGACAGUUCCUCACUCACGUCAUCUUAUUCAUCAUCCCCCUCAUCUUCUGUGGAUCUACAUAUGAGCCCGGCACAAGUACUGUUGAGGGAACCUAUGGAGCAGCUGCAUAUGGCCAGCAACGAAACAGAUUUGUUACCAGAAAAGUUCACGAAAACACACUCGGCAAAUAUUCUACCUCCAAUGUCAAGCAAAGGCAAGAAAAGCGCAACAGAGAAGGAACCGGAAAGUUUUUUCCUCAGUAUUUACAAGGACACUGAGAUCUUUCCGUCAGAGAAGGAGAAGCCGCCGAAACCCUCGAAGAGAAAGUUGUCAAAGAAAAGAAGCUUGACCUCAACAACAGUUUCGCAAAAGCCAAUAGGGAACGGAAAGGAAGUUCAAGUUCCGGCUGUUAAUCAACACAGAGUUGGUGAGAAGAAGAAGUCGGUUAUGUUUAUGGAGGGUUCAGCCCUGACGCUAGUAUCAUAUCUGUCCAGUGCUGAUGAAAUCAGUGCGACACCGUCAGAAGAGGCCACUGGUGAUAGACCGAGGUACACGCGAGAGAGUAGGCACGAGAUAUCUUUGUUUCCCUCCAGCAAGAGACAAGGGGAAGCCUACGACUGGAUAGAUUUUGAGCUGCAGAGGCGGGAAAGCCUGAAGGUAGGGAGGGAAAAGCGAGAGACUGAGAACCGGGAGCGACGAAUGCUGUUGAACUUGAGACACAUGGAGAGGAUGAAGAAAAUAGCAGGACAUGUCCAGAAAGUGUUCACUGAAGAAAGCGUUCAGAUGCGGGCUCCAAGGACACCUUUGCUUGUCAAAGGGCAGAUGCUGAGCUCCAUGUACGAACCCCAGUCCAUGCUUUCCUACAGAGCUGCGAUAGCCACCCCUCCAAGAAUGCCUUCAACAAUACCUCCAGCAAUGCCCUGCAGCUCAAUGGUCUCAAAGCCUCAGAGACUCAAAAGCGAACAGCCCUACAGUAUGUUCAUCAUAAUCAGGGACACAUAUGCACCCCCCAAGAUGCCGGCUCCGACCCCCAUGGAGAAGCGGCUGCUGAGGGAACGUUUCCCCCAAAACAAGAUACCUUCCACCGGCCUGGAGCCUGAGCUGAUCGAGAGGAGGAUCUACACACCAUCAAUGACUCGCAUCUACAUCCCCAAAGAGCAACAAAGCAAGAAAACCUUCAUCGAAAGGUUUCCGUGCCAGUGACAAACAAAAACGUGCUCACAAGAUCGGGGACUCGGGAGAAGUGAGAGAGCAAACGCAGCUUAAUCAAUAUUGUUAAAAAUAAAUAGACCUUUUCACCCCUUUUUAAUUUGUACGUCUCAUU